AUGGGGGCAUUACAAAGGAUGAUCAGAGAAAUGAUGGAGCCUAAAGCCAGAAGAGGAGAAAGGCCCACCUAUAGGAAGCCAUAUCCGGCUUAUAUCGAUCAAAUACCUCUAUCCCUUGGUUUUAAGGUGCCAAACUUCACCUUAUUCAACGGAGAGGAUCCCCAUGCUUCAUCAGUUGAGCACAUAGGCAGGUUCUCUGUCCAGUGCAUAGCCAUAGAGAACAAUCCUCUUUUGAAGUUGAUGCUUUUCGGGAAUUCUCUCUCCAGACAAGCUUUUAAUUGGUACACCAACCUGCCAGCUAACUCUGUUCAAACUUGGGAGCAGAUGGAAAGUGUUUUCCAUGACUAUUAUUACAGGAUUCAGGCAGAAGUCACCAUCAGUGACCUUGCUGCCCUCAAACAGAGUGAAGAUGAACCUGCUCAAGACUUCAUAACCACGUUCAGGAAGCUCAAAAUGAAGUGCCGGAUCCCUAUGGAAGAAAGACACUUCAUCCAGAUGGCUCAGGCUGCCCUCAUGAUCUCUCUGAGAAAAAGAUUUGAUGGGAUGCUGUUUGGAGACCUGGCAGAACUGGCAGAUAAAGCAUCCAAGUAUGAGGAACUGCUUAGGGAAGAACAGCAGAAGAGGAACUCAUCCAAAGGCACGUAUUACAAGUCACCUUCCUCUUCAAUACAUCUGGUUCAGGUAGAAUCAAAAGAGGAAGCAGAAUGCUCAGAGGAGGGAGAAGUGGCAGUAGCAGAAAUGGCAAAAUUGAAACAUCCCAUCAGCUGCAAGGCCCAAACAAUGCCCCCAGCUAAAGGAUCAGAAGCCAUCACCUUUCACAUGAGGGUUUGUUCCGAGCAAACCAACACAGAACAAGGUUUACUCCUUUGA
Prunus mume (Japanese apricot) is the source of this 870-nucleotide messenger RNA. The record is from RefSeq and is a predicted model, not a curated record. NCBI's taxonomy places the organism in Eukaryota, Viridiplantae, Streptophyta, Magnoliopsida, Rosales, Rosaceae.